Molecule: messenger RNA, 697 nt
Organism: Miniopterus natalensis
Lineage: Eukaryota; Metazoa; Chordata; Mammalia; Chiroptera; Miniopteridae
Gene: DAD1
Product: defender against cell death 1
Biological process (GO): protein N-linked glycosylation
Cellular component (GO): oligosaccharyltransferase complex; membrane
Source: RefSeq, a predicted model, not a curated record
CUCUACAUCCGGUGUGGUGGCGGCGUCCAGUUCGACUCUGCGGAGUGCAGGCCGGCGUAACGAUCUUGUAGCCAUGUCUGCCUCAGUGGUGUCGGUGAUUUCUCGGUUCUUAGAAGAGUACUUGAGCACCACUCCUCAGCGUCUGAAGUUGCUGGACGCGUACCUCCUGUACAUAUUGCUGACCGGGGCGCUGCAGUUCGGUUAUUGUCUCCUCGUGGGGACCUUCCCCUUCAACUCGUUCCUCUCGGGCUUCAUCUCCUGUGUGGGGAGCUUCAUCCUAGCGGUUUGUCUGAGAAUACAGAUCAACCCACAGAACAAAGCGGAUUUCCAAGGCAUCUCCCCAGAGCGUGCCUUUGCUGAUUUUCUCUUUGCCAGCACCAUCCUGCACCUUGUUGUCAUGAACUUCGUUGGCUGAAUCAUUCCUGUUUGCUUAAUUGAGGAGUGGGAGACUAGAAGAAUGUUCACGUUUUGAUUCCCCCUGGAGAAGGGCUCUUGAGAUGGCAGCUUGUUGGACACAUGGAUUUUCUUCAGAUUUAUACUACUGCUGGCUCUGAUUUGGUGUGCUGGUGGAGAGCCAGACAAGUUCCCUUGCUUCUGUGUCAAAACAACUUUGUACUGAGCAUUUAUUUACGUGACCUCUUCUCCCUUCCAUUGUGUAACCUUUUUGCCUUCCAAAUUAAACUCCAUGCCAUUCCUU